GUGUAUUUGCGUGUUUACUUCCGUUUGUUAGUAAUGAAAAUGUUAUGCUAAAAUAGCAAGCGGUGCUUCUCUUUACGAAAAAUGCACUAAACAACGCGUUUUUAAAAAUCGGAAUUCUUUUUAAAAACGCAAACAUUAUAUUCUUGUCUAUUAGUGGAAAUGUGCAACGGCUGCGUGCAAAAAGAAUACCCCGAUCGGGGAAGCACUUGUCUGGAGAAUGGCUCUUAUUUGAUGAAUUACAUGGGCUGUGCCAAAUGCCAAUACAGAGACUUCGUGUUAAUCUGUAAUAAAGACACAGAGGAUGAUGAUGGCGAAGAGAUUGUCACUUAUGACCAUGUUUGUAAAAACUGUGACCAUGUCAUCGCCAGGCACGAAUAUACGUUCUCUGUUGUUGAUGAAUAUCAGGAAUACACGAUGCUUUGCAUGCUGUGUGGAAAGGCAGAAGACUCCAUCAGUGUGUUGCCAGAUGACCCCCGACAGAAUGCACCACUCUUCUAGGCCUCACAAUUAGGUUACAAAAUACAAUGCUGUAGAAUGGCAUCAGAUGCUUUAGAACUGGCAUGGUCAGGUCAAAAACCUAUAUUCUGCUGACUUUGUGUUUGCAAUUAUUUAGCAGAGAAAUGUCUUAUAUAUUGUAGUUUUGUAAGAACGAUAUUCCUAUAUGUAACUACAGUGUAUCACAAAAGUGAGUACACCCCUCGCAUUUCUGCUGGUAUAUAUCUUUUCUGGGACAACACUGACAAAAUUACACUUUAACACAAUGAAAAGUAGUCUGUGUGCAGCUUAUAUAAUAGAGUUCAUUUAUUUUCCCCUUAAAAAUAAUUCAA
Messenger RNA from Corythoichthys intestinalis (scribbled pipefish), 827 nucleotides. It is a transcript of the gene churc1, whose product is annotated as churchill domain containing 1. The transcript has 4 exons. The coding region runs from base 160 to 498 and encodes 112 amino acids. Gene Ontology annotation, biological process: positive regulation of DNA-templated transcription; fibroblast growth factor receptor signaling pathway; multicellular organism development. NCBI's taxonomy places the organism in Eukaryota, Metazoa, Chordata, Actinopteri, Syngnathiformes, Syngnathidae. The record is from RefSeq and is a predicted model, not a curated record. Gene Ontology annotation, molecular function: zinc ion binding.